UUCGAUUAGCGUCGACGAGGGCCGAUCAGGCUCCAGUCACAAGAGCCAACCAGACGGUAUGGGAGGCUCGCGUGAGUUGCCACCGAACUGUGUCGUCUUCCUCUCGGGCCAUCCGAGCUUGCCCAAGCCAGCUCAAGCACACGACGCACGCGGCGCGCGGCAGCAGAAGCCCGGCGCGCGCGGGCGCCCCCGGCCGCGCCGCCGGCCGCGUGCAGCUUGGGUGGUGAGGAGAGGGGAUGGCCUCGGGCGGCGGCCGGCGGCCCCCGAGAUGAGGAUCCUGCAGGGCCAGGAGAGGACACGGCCGACGCUGGGCCCCGCCCCGGCGCCCGGCCAGGUGCGAUGCCGCUAUCAAAGUUGCCCUCGCACGCAGCGUUCAACCUGCGGCAGUUCAGCAUGGGCCGGCAGAGGCUGGGCAUGCAGCGCGCCCUGAGCCAGCCGCUCUGUUCCAGCUCCUCCGUGGGCACGCUGAAGGAGCGCGAGCGUCAGAGGCGCCAGGCGGCACACCUCGAGGCCUGGCGCCAGCGCGAGGAGGACGAGCGGGGCCUCGAGGAGGCGGCGCGCCAGGAGGCGCAGAGGGCCGCGGACCGCGAGCGCCAGCGCCUGCAGAGCGCGCGGAGGGAGAGCUGGAGGAGCAGGCCAGGCACAAGGCCUUCACGGCCGCCAUGCGCCGCAAGGAGGAGCGAGCAGGAGCGCCAGGCUCGCGAGCUCGAGAGGCAGACGCGGGAGGCCCUCGAGCAGCAGAGGCUCCGGCAAGAGGAAGAGGAGAGGCAGCGGAGGGCGCCCAAGGUCUGCGAGCUGUGCGCGGCCACCGGCGUGUGCGGGCCGUGCCAAGGCACCGGCUUGAAGGUUCAGGACUUCCUCGUGCCCUCAACGAGGCCGGGUUCCACGUUUCCGUACGAGUUCGGGCGCAAGCCGCAGGGAUGUUUAGACUGCGGGGGGCACAGCCCCGGCAUCGGCGGCAGCAAGAUGAGGGAGGGCAGCGGCAAGUGCCACCGCUGCGGUGGUCUCGGGAAGGUGUGGCCGCACCUGGAGGAGGACGAGGAUUAUUUCGGAAAUCGCAGGACCAGGUCCUCCACCCACGGCGUCGGGUGGCGCAAGACAAGAUCAAGGUCUUCGAUCUCGAAGAGCCAGCCAGGGAACACGUCGCCGAAGUCGCCGAUCUCUAGCCGCCAGCCGUCGUGCGCGCCCGCGACCCCGACGCAGGUCUCCUCGAAGGAGGUGCUCGCCGCGGCGUCCUCGACGGUGCCGUCCAAGGCGUCCGCCGCCUCCAAUAGGUCCGCCCCCGCGCUGCAGCUGCCGGUCGCGGGAGCGGCCCGGCUGGGCGCCCGGCCGGGCGAGAAGGCCUGGCAGCCUGCCAGCGGAGCGCCCGCGCUGCCCGCGGUGCCGGGGGUCGCCGGCAGGGCUGCGCAGCCCUGACAGCGAGCGUGCGCGCGCGCGGUCGUCGCUUCCCGCCGCCGCUCGAGAUCCUCUAGGCAUCCCAGAUUGGAUAGGAGGCCUCUAGGUCCUGGUGCCGCUAGUCUUCCCCUGUGCAGUUGCCCUGACAAUUACGCCCGUGUUGGAACGAAGCUCGUACCGCGUUCAAACAAUGUCCGUGCCAACAGGCUGCGCGCUGGCUCGGCGCGUGCUGUCCCACGUUUUGGCGAGCGUAUCGCGCCAGACCUGCGUGUUCAGUCAGCGCGUGGAGCUCCGUGCCAACACGCUGCGGGUUGCGUGCUGCGUAUCGUGGCAGGCGGCCUGGCCGACGAGGCCCGCUGGCAUUGCUGGUGCACCCAAUCGGUUUAUUCGUCGAGGGGCUGGUGCGGCAUUUUCAUCGGGGGGGGGCGUGGUACUCUCAGCUUGCCCGAACUGGGGCUUGCCGCCGCUUUUCGGUGGUCACGGCAUGGGCUUUGACGGCGCAGCUUCCGUGGGAUGUUUGCAGCGAGAGUUCGCGUCAAAGUUCAACGUAGAGCAGCCAGUCGGUGCA
Messenger RNA from Prorocentrum cordatum, 1963 nucleotides. NCBI's taxonomy places the organism in Eukaryota, Dinophyceae, Prorocentrales, Prorocentraceae. The record is from the annotation of a GenBank genome assembly.